This is a messenger RNA of Marasmius oreades (fairy-ring Marasmius), 2772 nucleotides long. RefSeq lists its product as uncharacterized. The record is from RefSeq and is a predicted model, not a curated record. The transcript has 4 exons. Bases 418 to 2388 code for a protein of 656 amino acids. Lineage: Eukaryota; Fungi; Basidiomycota; Agaricomycetes; Agaricales; Marasmiaceae.
AUAUUGUCAUCCCGUUUAGGAGUAAACAAAAAAAAAUCCCGCGUCACUGCCUUAGGCAUCUCAUAAGUCCCCCGCGACAAAAUUCCGUUGCCUAGCUUUUUUUUUUCAUUCCUCUACCCUCUGCAGUGCUGGAGUUGAUAGCACCGAAUACCCCGAAGGAAGACCGUCGUGUCAGGAUUCUCCGUCAAAAACAAGGGCAGCCACGCUUCUGCCACGAGGCAGUUAAGCCUAAGCGAGGUCAUAUAAGCCAAAGAACGUUGAAAGAACGUGUUGUACCUCUCCCCGCAGUCGUUACGGAUCUGAUCCAACCACCUCAAAAUCAAGACGUCACUAUUGGAGCAAGCCCUUAAUUACCUUCAACUUCCCAUCCAUCUUUGCUUCAUCCACCUCUUGCAACAUUCCCCUUGAAAUCGUUCCAUGACUGUGGCGGUCGACUGUCGACGAAUGUUGUCUUGGCCCCAACAGUCUCAUCAUGCUCCAUACUGCUAUCGCCCAACCUACUCUCCAUACCAUGGGAUUCCACCGAAGAACACCAAGGAGUUGAAUCGGGAAAUGCUCAUCAACGUUUUGGAACACCUUUCGUCUCUCCUAGAAGUGGAGUUCGGAGGCACUGCUAUCAGACUCGUCGCGCACGGUGGCGCAUGCAUGCUUUUACAUCCCGGGCUCUACGACCUAGCGAGACGCAAGGCAUUAUACCAUUCCAGCAUGGGUGAAAACGUCCAAAUGCGGAAGACGACGCGAGAUGUGGAUUACAUUCGAAGAAGUUUCAUUGCGGAAUACGUUGGGAAAUACAAGAUUUUAGAUGCGGAUUAUAGAUUGCAGAAGUGUAUACGGGCGACGGCAGUAAAAUUUGGUCUGGGAGCGGACUGGAUGAAUGCAGAUGCAGAUGUGGCAUUGCCUAUGUCAACGACGUCAGCGGGAACACCUUAUGAUCCUAUCUAUCAUGCAUCACUCCAACCGUUUAACGUCCGCUUAUACACAGUCUAUACAUCGAAGAACAAGAAGUUGUCCAUUGUCAACGUGACACCCGCGUGGGCCGUAGCGUUGAAGCUUGUUAGAUAUGCGAAAUGGGACCCAGGGGAUAUUUCUCUUUUGCUGAUGAACGGGACAAAUUUAUCCAAGGUUCAUUGGACUACGAAGGUCAUCAAAAAAUGGCUCAUUGACGAAUGCUCUGCGAUGAGCUAUCAUAAGUGGGAUGCAAAUCGACUACUGGAUAUGCAAAGCAAGAUUGAACACGCGGUCCAGAUGGUCACUUCAAUCGGUACUAAUCUACCGCCAGCACAGGACUGUUCGACACCUGCUGCUGCGAGCGGACUAGUAGCCCCAUCCACUGGUUUGACUUCGACGUCUACCCGCAGCGCUCAACGAACACCUCCCGUACCCGCACCUGAUCUAUCAUUUUCACAAUCCCUCCGACUUCUUGGACCGAGCGUAAGUUUGGACUCGGGAUCAUACGCAUGGAACGCUUCGGGCACAAACAACGCCUUUGCUGUGGAUGAAAAUCAUGCGCCAACCCCAACUCGGAAGAAGAAGAAGCGGAAAGAAGGCCACGAAAAUCACAAGACUCCCAGUGGUCUCAUCCCACAGAUAACUUCCGCUUGGCAUUUGGAGGCGCUUCAGGCAGCUCUACCUGAUACUACCAAUCACUCUGUCCGACGAAGUAGAUCUGCCGAGUUCGAUUCUCCCGUUCCGUUCAUUCCCGAUAUGCCGUCUGACCCGUUGAGCUGGAAACGGCCUCAGCCUCCGAAGGAGAAGCAGCGGCUGGACAAACAUGCUGAACGAAGGAAGGAAAGGCAACGGCGAGAUCGAGCGAGAGACUUCGACCGGCGUUUCAAAUGGGAGGGAAGGGGCGGGCUUCUAGAUGAUCCCCGCGAGAGUUUUACCCAUCACAGAGAGGAAGUUGACUCGUCGGAUACGGAUGAAUCGAGCUCGUCCAGUAAUGACGAAGAGGAGAACGCGGGCAAAAGUAGUGGCUUCAUUGAAUACGUUCCGAUGCCUACUCCUCCCUCCGAAGUGUAUACCCGAGAAUGGCAGGAACAACGGGAUAGGCAGGAUGACAGAUGGAGAGAACGAUACGGAGGGGAGCGGGCUACCUCGACGGAUAACCGUGUGUCGCUCGUUGAGGACAACCAACACGGCAAUUCUUCGACAGGCCGCCAUUGGCAUCGUCCACAACAUUCUCAAACGUGGCCGGUACCUACUUCACGCAACUCCGACCUUAUGAUGUCUCUCUACACUCCGCGGGAAUCACCCUCUAUCCCAGCUACCAACACUACUCAGCAAAUGUCCCCGCCUUCCCUGAAAUCCGAUCCUUCCGCCCAGACUCACGACUUACAUUUACUACGACAUCGUCGUUCAUAUACCUCCCCCCGAUUGUCGGUGCAUUGAUGGAUGCUGUCCAGGCGCAUUCUAAUAUCCCGGGCAGAAAAAUGACCCUUGGUCUGCGGUUUUCUUUCAUAUUAAUUGCACUUUAUAAUACCCGUGCUCUUUACUAACCUAUUCUGACGCUUAUAUCUUUGUGUAUUGGAGGACAUCGUGCAAAACGGACGCUAAUAGUAGAACCGGAAUUGCGGGAACUGAAGUACCCUCAUAUACCAACUUUGAUUCAUUCAUGUACUGUACGUAGCACCCUGUGUCAUAAACCGCUGUAUAGUAUAUUUUUCGUCAUUCGACUUGUACUAUUGAUCUCUUGUUUCUAUGUUCAUGUUUUUUUGUUUGACGUCGGAGUUGUCGGGAUACUUACUACUUGGUAGCAAUACAUUUGCAGGGAGG